AUGUUGGAGGUUGAAUGCAGAGGUUCUCCAAGGCAAAUUGGCAUACAACACGGAAGGGCAGCCUCCAAGCAGAUCAGUGGAAGCAUUGCCUUCUAUGCAGAUCUUUUUAAGAAGUACACCGGCAAGACUUGGGACGAUGUCCUUCCAAUUGCUCAGACAUUUGCCAAUAGUAUACUGCAAAAAUGGCCCAGCUAUUUUCAGGAAAUCGAAGGGAUAGCUCACGGAUCUGGCAACGAUACUCUUGACAUAAUCGCCCUCAAUGUUAGAACCGAGAUCGCUUUCGGGCUACUAUCCGAGAAUCACAGAAGUGAUGGAUGCACGACGGUUUCUUGGGCCUCUUGCGGCCAAUAUUUCCUUGGACAGAACCGGGACUGGAUGGAGGAACAGAAGCAGAACCUUCUCCUGCUCACGAUAGUGUCGGAUGACGCUCCAACCAAGAAGAUGGUCACAGAGGCCGGCAUACUAGGGAAGAUUGGCCUCAAUUCAGCUGGGGUGGGAGUUUGCCUGAACGCCAUCAGGGCCCGUGGAUAUAGCGACACACGCUUGCCGGUCCACCUGGCCCUGCGCGUGGCACUAGAUGCAAAUUCGGCGGCAGAGGCCGCAAAGACACUGGAGGAGACUGGUGUGGGAGGCGCUGCUCAUAUACUGGUUGCAGAUUGUCAAGAGACAAUUUCGCUGGAGUUCACAUUUGAGAAUUGUAUCAGACUGCUACCGGAUGAGAGAGGCGUCCUUUUGCACACCAACCAUAUGCGGGGACUGCACAGGAGCAUUGACGAAUCGCCCGAAGAAGACUCUUUCGCCAGGAUGGAGAGAAUACAAGUGCUGACAGAUGAGGUUUUAUCCAGCCGUGAAAAGUUGUCACUGCACGAAUUUGCAGGGCUUUUUGAUGACCAUGACGGAUUCCCACAGUCGAUAUGUCGUUCACAACAGGAGCCCAGCGAGGAUACUACUGUCUUCAAUAUUGUGAUGGACCUUCAGCUGAAAAUAGCUCGAGUGAGACUGGGGAGACCGUGCUGCGUUGAAAAUGAAUACAUUCUGAGCUUCCAGGACUAUUGA
Messenger RNA from Exophiala viscosa, 1056 nucleotides. RefSeq names its product acyl-coenzyme A:6-aminopenicillanic acid acyl-transferase-domain-containing protein. The transcript has a single exon. The coding region runs from base 1 to 1056 and encodes 351 amino acids. The record is from RefSeq and is a predicted model, not a curated record. Lineage: Eukaryota; Fungi; Ascomycota; Eurotiomycetes; Chaetothyriales; Herpotrichiellaceae.